Messenger RNA from Physeter macrocephalus (sperm whale), 1230 nucleotides. It is a transcript of the gene MARCHF4, whose product is annotated as membrane associated ring-CH-type finger 4. Lineage: Eukaryota; Metazoa; Chordata; Mammalia; Artiodactyla; Physeteridae. The transcript has 4 exons. Bases 1 to 1230 code for a protein of 409 amino acids. Gene Ontology annotation, biological process: protein ubiquitination. Gene Ontology annotation, cellular component: Golgi stack; trans-Golgi network. The record is from RefSeq and is a predicted model, not a curated record. Gene Ontology annotation, molecular function: zinc ion binding; ubiquitin-protein transferase activity.
AUGCUGAUGCCCCAGAGUGGGCUGCCCUGGUGGUGGUGGUGGUACUGCUGUGCCUGGUACCGCUGUGGACUGUGCUCCCCAGCCCCCCAGAUGCUGCGCCACCAGGGUCUCCUCAAGUGCCGCUGCCGCAUGCUCUUCAAUGACCUGAAGGUUCUCCUCCUGCGGCGCCCCCCUCCAGCGCCCCUGCCCAUGCACGGCGAACCCCAGCCCCCCGGCGUGGCAGCCAGCAACACCCUUCCGGCUCUGGGUGCCGGGGGGCGGGCAGGCUGGAGGGGGCCUCGAGAAGGCGUGGGCAGGGAGACCCCUCCCCUGCCACCUCUGCCACCUUUGCCACCUUCAGUGGAAGAUGACUGGGGUGGCCCAGCCGCAGAGCCACCUGCCUCGCUGCUCAGCAGUGCCUCUUCAGAUGACUUCUGUAAGGGGAAGGCUGAGGAUCGCUACUCGCUGGGCAGCAGCCUGGAUAGUGGCAUGAGAACCCCGCUCUGCCGCAUCUGCUUCCAGGGGCCGGAACAGGGGGAGCUGCUGAGCCCGUGCCGCUGCGACGGCUCCGUCAAGUGCACGCACCAGCCUUGCCUCAUCAAGUGGAUCAGCGAGCGGGGCUGCUGGAGCUGCGAGCUGUGCUACUACAAGUACCACGUCAUCGCCAUCAGCACAAAGAACCCUCUGCAGUGGCAGGCCAUCUCUCUGACAGUCAUUGAGAAGGUUCAGAUUGCAGCUGCCAUCCUGGGUUCCCUCUUCCUCAUCGCCAGUAUCUCCUGGCUCAUCUGGUCGACCUUCAGCCCCUCAGCAAAAUGGCAGCGCCAAGACCUCCUCUUCCAGAUCUGCUACGGGAUGUAUGGAUUCAUGGAUGUGGUGUGCAUAGGCCUCAUCAUCCAUGAGGGACCCUCCGUGUACCGCAUCUUUAAACGGUGGCAGGCUGUCAACCAGCAGUGGAAAGUGCUGAACUAUGACAAGACGAAAGACCUGGAGGAUCAAAAGGCAGGAGGCAGGACCAACGCCCGGACGUCCUCGUCCAGCCAGGCCAACGCGCCCCCCUCCGGAGAGGAGGCUGCGGGCACCCCUGCCCCUGAGGAAGGCCCUGCCCGGGCGGCCGGCCACCCCUCAGGCCCUCUGUCCGAUCACCACUGUGCUUACACCAUCCUGCACAUCUUGAGUCACUUAAGACCUCAUGAACAGCGGACCCCCCAGGGCGGCAGCCGGGAGCUGGUCAUGAGGGUCACGACGGUGUGA